AUGCUUGCAGUGAAUGAAGUAUGCCGCUCAUUUUCAUGGGCGCUCAUUCGAAGCGAGAGAGUGACGGAUGGUGGAGCUUUUGAGAAUCGAGAGAGAGACGGUCAGGAGGGCGAACAGGUCCAAGCCCCGCGUGAAGUUGUGGCUGAGAAACGCGAGUCAGCAGAGGACCAGCAACCCGAGCUAGCUGAGGCUCAACAAUCUGAGCCGGUCGAGGCAUUUCCGGUCUUCAACGUCCCUUCAUCAACUAACGGACUUUUGCGCACACAGUUUGAUACUCUGAGGAUGCACAGUGAGCUGCUUGAAGACAUCAAGGCCAAGUUGGUUGAGCACUUAGAAUUUGAUCGUGAGGCGAAGGACAAGGGCGAGCUUAAGAGAGAGAAGUGUCGACCCUUGGUCCAUUCAAG
Perkinsus marinus ATCC 50983 is the source of this 404-nucleotide messenger RNA. RefSeq lists its product as hypothetical. Lineage: Eukaryota; Perkinsozoa; Perkinsida; Perkinsidae. The record is from RefSeq and is a predicted model, not a curated record. The annotation marks the transcript as partial. The transcript has a single exon.